Messenger RNA from Cavia porcellus (domestic guinea pig), 1357 nucleotides. Its product is annotated as keratin-associated protein 10-2-like. The transcript is spliced from 2 exons. Lineage: Eukaryota; Metazoa; Chordata; Mammalia; Rodentia; Caviidae. Gene Ontology annotation, cellular component: keratin filament. The record is from RefSeq and is a predicted model, not a curated record. Bases 388 to 1059 code for a protein of 223 amino acids.
UGGGGAAGCUCAGGUUCGGAAGCUGGCACAACUGCCAGGAGGUGGCCUGGGGCGGGUGAAGCUGCUGCGUGGUUACAGCCCAAACCGAGCUUUGCAGGAUCAGAACAGGGGUGCACUAGGCCUGGAUGCUGGCCUACUAACACCUUAGCGCUCAGCACUCCAGACCACAUGGCUACGGUCACCCCACUCCUGUUCCUGGAGACAGAGCAGGAAAUUCACAAGCCACACAGAUUGAAAACAAACAUUCUGACGACAACAAGACAGGUCAGCGAUAAGGAAGCAGAGCUGGGGACACGGUGACAGGGAAGGAAUAAAAGGCCGGAGCCCAGAGCACCUCACACACUCACACUCACACUCACUCACACCCUCCCACAGCCCAACCCCACCAUGGCUGCCUCCACCAUGUCUGUCUGCUCCAGCGCUUGCACCGAACCCUGGCAGGUGGAUGACUGCCCAGAGAGUUGCUGCGAGCCCCCCUGCUGCACCUCCAGCUGCUGCCAGCCCAGCUGCUGCGCCCCGGCCCCCUGCCUGAGCCUGCCCAGCUGCUGCGCCCCAGCCCCCUGCCUGAGCCUGGUCUGCACCCCAUGCUGCCAGUCAGGCUGCACCGGCUCCUGUACACCCACGUGCUGCCAGCAGUCGAGCUGCCAGCCUGCCUGCUGCUCCUCCUCCUGCCAGCCUUGCUGCUGUGUGCCCGCCUGCUGCACACCUGCCUGCUGCACACCUGUCUGCUGUACACCUGUCUGUUGCACACCCACAUGCUGUAAGCCUGUCUGCUGCAAGCCUGUCUGUUGCACACCUGUCUGUUGCACACCUGCCUGCUGCACACCUGUCUGCUGCACACCUGUGUGCUGUAAGCCUGUCUGCUGCACACCCGUCUGCUCCGGUGCCUCCUCCUCCUGCUGCCAGCCAUCCUGCUGCUCCUGCUCCCCCUGCCAGCCGGCCUGCUGCGUGCCCAGCUGCUGCACGCCCUCCUGCUCCUCCGUGUCCCUGCUCUGCCGCCCCGCCUGCCCCCGCCCAGCCUGCUGUGGCCUCUCCUUGGGCCAGAAGUCCUGCUGCUGAUUGGCCUGGUUCCCCAGGGCCCACAGGCUCAGAUCACCCCAUGGCCAGGCCCAUCACUUCACCUCACCACCUGGUCCUGACCUGGGUUAGCAGGCUGUCCAUUCCCUUUGAGUCAAGGUCCUCCAUGUAUCCACUGGGCUUCCCUGAUCUCCUGCCUCCCAGGAGUCCUCCAGGAGGUUAAGAGUUAGCCUGCCUCCAUCAAAGUCACCUGUCCCUUCCUCCCAGGUUCUCUGCUCUUUCACUCCUCCUGGGACCUAAGUCGGCACAUCUAGCCUUUAAUAAAGUCCCCACCACCUGA